AUAGUAAGAAAUCCGAUCCGGCGUUCCGAUCCGUGCUCAAUGGGACGGCACCCUUAGAGAAAUAACGAGUCUGAAAUAACAUACAGAAAAAUAACAGAAGUAACAUAUGGUUGCAAAGUAGCUUCUCUACUACUCAAUUAUAGUGUCCUUGUUCAAAAACGAUCAAUUUUGAAACACAGUUAACAUCUUCAAGUAUUUAGAGAACUUAUAGAAGUUCCCACGCAUAAACAAUCGUGUUAAAAUGGCGGUUCCCUCGGUCUCUCUGAAUACACGAAAUAAGAAGCUCUUUUUAGGAGUACCAGCACCGUUGGGAUAUGUUGCUGGUGUUGGCAGAGGUGCUACUGGAUUCACUACACGAUCUGAUAUCGGUCCCGCUCGAGAUGCGAAUGACGUUUCUGAUGACAGACACGCUCCUCCUACAAAGCGUGCAAAGAAGAAAGAAGAAGAGGAGGAAGACGAGGAAGACUUGAAUGAUUCAAAUUAUGAUGAGUUUUCUGGAUAUGGAGGUUCCCUUUUCAGCAAAGAUCCUUAUGAUAAAGAUGACGAAGAAGCAGACGCAAUUUAUGAGGCCAUUGACAAACGUAUGGAUGAGAAACGUAAGGAAUACAGAGAGAAACGUCUCAGAGAAGAAUUGGAACGUUAUCGUCAAGAACGUCCCAAGAUCCAACAACAAUUCUCAGAUCUGAAGAGAGAGCUGGUUAACGUAACUGAAGAUGAGUGGAGAAACGUUCCUGAAGUAGGAGAUGCCAGAAAUCGCAAACAACGCAAUCCAAGAGCAGAGAAAUUUACUCCACUGCCAGAUUCUGUACUGGCCAGAAAUCUAGGGGGUGAGACAUCCACCAGCAUCAAUCCAUCCAGUGGUUUGGCUUCUAUGAUGCCAGGAGUGGCGACGCCUGGUAUGCUGACUCCCACAGGAGAUCUUGAUCUGCGGAAAAUUGGACAGGCCAGGAACACACUGAUGAAUGUGAAAUUGAACCAAGUUUCUGAUUCUGUGGAGGGCCAAACUGUAGUUGAUCCAAAGGGAUACCUCACAGACUUGCAGAGCAUGAUACCAACUUAUGGGGGUGACAUAAAUGACAUAAAGAAAGCCAGAUUAUUGUUGAAGUCUGUCCGUGAGACUAAUCCCAAUCAUCCGCCUGCGUGGAUCGCGUCUGCACGUUUGGAAGAAGUGACAGGAAAGGUCCAGGCAGCGAGAAACUUGAUAAUGAAGGGUUGCGAGGUGAAUCCUACUUCCGAGGACCUGUGGCUGGAAGCCGCAAGAUUGCAGCCACCGGACACAGCGAAGGCGGUGAUAGCACAGUCGGUACGACACAUCCCGACGUCCGUGAGGAUCUGGAUAAAAGCCGCGGACUUGGAGAUAGAAAUGAAAGCGAAAAGGAGGGUGUACCGCAAGGCUCUGGAGCAUAUACCGAACUCGGUGCGACUGUGGAAGGCGGCGGUCGAGCUGGAAGAGCCUGAGGACGCGCGUAUCUUACUCAGUCGCGCGGUCGAGUGCUGCCCGACCAGUGUGGAUCUAUGGCUCGCUCUCGCUAGACUGGAGACUUACGACAACGCGAGAAAAGUUCUGAAUAAAGCCAGAGAGAACAUACCGACGGAUCGACAGAUCUGGACCACCGCUGCGAAAUUAGAAGAAGCGAACGGCAACAAACACAUGGUGGAGAAAAUUAUCGAUCGCGCUAUAACGUCCUUGAGCGCAAACGGAGUGGAGAUCAACAGGGAGCAUUGGUUUAAAGAAGCCAUGGAAGCUGAGAAGGCGGGAGCGGUACAUUGUUGCCAGGUUAUCGUCAAAGCUAUUAUCGGUUUCGGAGUAGAGGAGGAGGACAGAAAACACACUUGGAUGGAAGACUCGGAAACUUGUGCCCAACAAGGAGCGUUAGAAUGCGCCAGAGCAGUCUAUGCAUAUGCAUUGACAGCAUUUCCCAGCAAGAAAUCGAUCUGGUUACGUGCGGCUUAUUUCGAGAAGACUUACGGCACGCGGGAAUCCCUGGAAGCCUUGUUGCAAAGAGCAGUCGCUCAUUGUCCCAAGAGCGAAAUACUCUGGUUGAUGGGCGCCAAAUCAAAAUGGCUGGCUGGCGACGUGCCAGCAGCCAGAGGUAUCUUAUCUCUCGCGUUUCAAGCCAAUCCAAAUUCCGAGGAAAUUUGGCUGGCUGCAGUGAAGCUGGAAUCUGAGAAUUCAGAGUACGAGAGAGCGCGACGUUUACUGGCGAAAGCGAGGGCAUCGGCUCCGACGCCGAGAGUGAUGAUGAAAAGCGCCAAAUUGGAGUGGGCUCUUAAAAAUCUCGACGCAGCGUUGCGUCUCUUGCGAGAGGCUCUUGAAGCUUUCGAUGACUUUCCAAAACUGUGGCUAAUGAAGGGUCAAAUUGAGGAGCAACAGGAUAACUUGGACAAAGCGUUAGAAACGUAUAAUCAAGCGAUCAAGAAAUGCCCGAAUUCAAUACCUUUAUGGCGUCUAUUGUCGCAAUUGGAGCACAGGCGGAAUCAAGUGACCAAAGCUCGUUCGGUUCUGGAAAAAGCCAGGCUCAAAAACCCCAAGAAUGCGGAAUUAUGGCUGGAAUCUAUACGAAACGAAUUGAAAAUCGGUGGUGUACGUGAUAUGGCAAAUACACUGAUGGCUAAAGCGUUGCAAGAAUGUCCUACGUCUGGUUUGCUCUGGGCAGAAGCAAUUUUUAUGGAACCACGACCGCAAAGAAAGACCAAAAGUGUGGACGCCCUGAAGAAAUGCGAGCACGAUCCUCACGUUCUUCUGGCAGUAUCGAAAUUGUUCUGGUGCGAGCACAAGAUCUCAAAAUGCCGGGAUUGGUUCAAUCGAACAGUGAAGAUAGAUCCGGAUUUGGGAGAUGCGUGGGCGUAUUUUUAUAAAUUCGAGUUGCUCAAUGGUACGGAAGAGCAGCAAGAUGACGUGAAAAAAAGAUGCAUUGCUGCAGAGCCUCAUCAUGGUGAAAAUUGGUGCAAAGUCUCUAAGAACAUAGCAAAUUGGUGUCUAAGUAUAGAUCAAAUCUUAGUUUUAGUUGCAAGAGACUUACCCAUUCCUAUUUAAGCUAUUAUUAAAUCAUUAAAAUAUAAUUAUAACAAACUUAAUGUAUAAGAGUAUAUAAUAUUUGUAAAUAAAAUUAGAAAGUAUAUUUCAAUUAAU
Molecule: messenger RNA, 3133 nt
Organism: Odontomachus brunneus
Lineage: Eukaryota; Metazoa; Arthropoda; Insecta; Hymenoptera; Formicidae
Gene: Prp6
Product: pre-mRNA-processing factor 6
Exons: 9
Coding region: 242-3037 (931 amino acids)
Biological process (GO): spliceosomal tri-snRNP complex assembly; mRNA splicing, via spliceosome
Cellular component (GO): U4/U6 x U5 tri-snRNP complex; catalytic step 2 spliceosome
Molecular function (GO): protein binding
Source: RefSeq, a predicted model, not a curated record